Messenger RNA from Oryzias latipes (Japanese medaka), 3113 nucleotides. RefSeq names its product protein FAM117A. NCBI's taxonomy places the organism in Eukaryota, Metazoa, Chordata, Actinopteri, Beloniformes, Adrianichthyidae. The record is from RefSeq and is a predicted model, not a curated record.
UGUCCCCACCCUCUCGCAUAAUAAUAUCCACUCCAGCGUGGUGGUGGUGGAAGUGUUUGGAGUUUGUCUUUGAACAAGAAUAGGGAGUGCAUGGACCUUUCCUGGGAUCAUCAAAAACAUUUUCGAGUUCGGGAAAAAGGAAAAUCAUAAUGACGUACUUUUCAAAUGUUGUUCGGAAGACGCCGAGUUACACGUUAAAGUGAAUGUUUUUUUGAAGGUGGGACUGCUUCCUAGUUCGACAAAUAUCUCAACAUCCUCACAAAGAAACUUUGCUCGCUAGGCUGCUAACUCUGGAACACAACCACGAAAAAAAAAAGUCUCGUGCCGAAGACGUUUUGCAAACCGCUGUCCACCCCAAGUCUAAGAGGCAUUUCUCUAAGUUUUUCGACAUGUUUUUGUCGGCGACGGUGAACUGAAAUUUGUAACGGUUUCGAGUAGUCUUCAUCACUGCAGGAGGAGGAAGAUUUUUUUUUUUAGCCAGCUACCACCGUCGCCCCCUCACUUCUACCACCAAGCAAGCAGGACCAGCCGCUAGCCUAAUUUCAGGUAGUUUGGAGCUAAAAAGUGGUCCCAGAUUUGGAGCAGCGAACAUGUCUGGACGAAGUGCCCAGGGGAGACCCGCUGCUGGUCUGCUGCCCCUCAAGGCGACCGUUCCCUUCAGGCUGGCCAGCAAACCCAGACCACCGUCCAGCAGCAGCAGGAGGGAUGGGAAGUCAGCUGGAAAAACCAAAUCCCACCAGCUGAGCUCAGGCAUGAGGCGGACGAUGUCCCUGGAUGCCAUCGUGGGGCCGUACCUUCAGGGACACUGGCCAAAGGAGCCAGAGGGCCCGAGCAGUCAGCCUCGCAAGGAUAAAUCUACCCAGACCCCUGACUCAUGGGUGGAGAAAUCCCAGAGCAGAAACCGCAACAUCCACAAACGUUCAGCAUCAUGGGGCAGCGCUGAGCAUCUGCGUGAGAUCUCCAAACUAAAACAACACCUGCAGCAGUGCAGCAAGCCUGCUGUCUCUGGGGGGCAUGAAAAAGACCGCCAGGGUAGUUAUCCUCAUGGGAGCUGUAGCCUAGGAGUGACUCAGCAUCAGCCGGUUCCCAUGCCCCUCACUCCCCUGUCUACGCUGGUCCCUCCUCUGCGCUGCAGCGUCGAGGGCCUCAACCAGGAGCUGGAGGGCAUGUUCAUCAGCCAACCUCUACUUCCACAGCACAGGUUGCUGGAGAUUCCGGACGGGCACCGCGCUCCCGUUCCUUCAAACGGCUCCAGCGGCGGAUCGCAGACUGAUAGCACCAUAACGCCCAUUUCUCCAUCCUCCACCCCCUCCUCACCCUUCUCCUCUCCCAGCUAUGUUUGCACCUCGCUGUCCAACUGUGUGGACACGUAUUUGGACACUCAGCAAGAGGGUAAAGAGAUGUGCUUGCUGUCGCCAUCAUCCUCUCUGAACGAAGCUGAGCCCUCCCUGCCUCUGCUGAUCUCCUCCUCCCCGGGGCCCAACAAAAGUUGCUGCUUUCAGAGAGAGCCUCCUGAAGGAUGUGAAAAAGUGAAGGUCUGGGAGGAGAUCAGUGCUCCACUCCAGUCCAAGCCCACCCCGGUCUCCUCAUGCCCAGACCCAAACAAGGUGAACUUCACCCCCCACGGGGGCUCGGCCUUCUGCCCCGUCAGCCUCCUCAAACCCCUGCUCCCUUCUAUGGACCUGCUGUUCCGCAGCCUCGCCGUGUCACCGACGGGCAGCUGCUCCAGCCAGGGCACCAGCUCCUUCCAGGCGGCCUCCUCCGGCAGCCGGGCGUCUCCCUGCGACCCCUCCGUGGGGGAGAGCUCCGGAGAAGGCCUGGCUUUCUGAUCACGGCCGCAGAACUUCCUCACGCAGGCGACGACACAGUAAACCGGCAGUGGAGAGGUCUAUAUUCUUCCUUCAAAAGCAUAAAUGAAAACGUUUAAAUAAAUAUUUUCGGGGCCUAAAAGGAAAAAAGAAAAAAAAAUCAGAAGGACUUUAAAACAGGAGUUUGAGUUUUACAAAAAAAAGUUGUUACACUUCUAAAUUUGUCUUGAUUUAUUCAUUAUCCAAAGAAAUAAGACUGUAGGAAAUUUUGUAUGAGACGUGAAGCUUUUACAUGUGAUUUGUGGGAUGACCUAUUACUGUUCUUUUCUCCAAAGAAGCCAAGUCCGACAUGUGUCAAUCAAAAUACGAGGAGACUCUGUGGAGUAGGAAGAACCUUCUUGAGUUAAUUUUAAGUAUUCUGAAAUAUUUAUAUGCACCUGUCGCUCCUGCGUGACAAAUCAGCUGGGUACUUCUUAUUUGACUGAAAGAAGAGACGAUGAAACCACAGAUCAACUUAGGCUGAGUAGCUGAAAACUUCUGGCUUCCUCUCAUGCAUUCCAAAAUUAAAAAAAAAAAAAAAUCGAUAUAAUUGCAACAUAAAAUGAAUUUGUGCAUGCGUUAGUUCAUAGAAAGCCAUUAUUCCUCCUCGUUUCUAGGUUUUUGCUUGUUUGUAGUUUGAGGUUUUGCAGCCUAGUUGACUACCUAACCAGUUCUAGUGGUGUAGACGUGUCAUCUUUAUUGUUUGGAACUCAGAAAUGUUCGGAAAAGCCGCUGAUCACAUAGUUUUAUUUCUCGUAGACGUGUUUGCACAAAUUGAACUGCUACUUAUGAGUCGCAAUAUCUUAUUUUUAUAUAUUACUUUUUUUGUACUUCAGUGUACAUGGAAGAGUAGUAACAUGUAUUUUUUCUACGUCUUUUGGAUGAUCUGCCACAUAAGCUAAAGGUCCCGUCUUAGUUUUGUACAGAGUGUUUGUUUGAAGCAGAUGUUGCGUCAGAUGUUCUAUGGGGUGGACAUCCAUGCACUUCCAGGAGAGGCUUCAUAUGAGAAGCCUUACUUCCACACAAUGUAUCUGGUUUUAUUGUUUGACUUUUUCUAAAGGGGUGCACGGAGAUGAAAAGUUGACCUUUUCAUGAUCUUCCAUUCUUGGUGCACAUGUGAAAAGCUGAUGGAUCGAGACAAACCUUUUUCAGAUUAUACUCUGUUUCCCUGAGUCUUUUUUUAUUAUUAUCAUUAGGCUGGGGAUGUGAUCUUCUCUCAGGUUCUGUGUUCUGUCCACAAAAAGAUUAAAAUAAAAAUAAAUCAGC